GUGCUAGUGGCGGGAGGAGUAAAGAUGGCGGCGCGAGGGUCUCCGCCCUCUGCUCCCGGCUGAAGCGCUCUGAGGGAGGCGGCAGCGGCAACCCGAGCCCCAACAGUAAUUUAGUGUUGGUAGUUUUGGCAGCAGCUGCCGAGGCCGGAGCAAUGGCGGAGCUGGAGCACCUAGGAGGGAAGCGGGCAGAGUCGGCGCGAAUGCGGCGGGCAGAACAGCUUCGGCGCUGGCUGGGCUCGCUGACGGAGCAGGAGCCCGCGGAGCGACGAGGCGCGGGGCGGCAGCCGCUGACCAGGCGCGGGAGCCCCAGGGUCCGCUUCGAGGACGGUGCUGUCUUCCUGGCCGCCUGCUCUAGCGGGGACACCGACGAGGUGAGAAAGCUUCUGGCAAGAGGUGCUGAUAUCAACACAGUCAACGUGGACGGCUUGACAGCCCUGCACCAGGCAUGUAUUGAUGAAAAUUUGGAUAUGGUGAAGUUUCUGGUGGAGAACAGAGCCAAUGUAAACCAGCAAGACAACGAAGGCUGGACACCCCUUCAUGCAGCAGCUUCCUGUGGCUAUCUCAACAUAGCAGAGUAUUUCAUUAAUCACGGAGCCAGUGUAGGUAUUGUCAAUAGUGAAGGUGAAGUUCCCUCUGACCUUGCAGAAGAGCCAGCCAUGAAGGAUCUUCUUCUGGAGCAAGUAAAGAAGCAAGGAGUCGAUCUAGAGCAGUCAAGAAAAGAAGAAGAGCAGCAGUUGUUGCAGGAUGCCCGCCAGUGGCUCAACAGUGGGAAAAUAGAGGAUGUGAGGCAAGCUCGCUCAGGGGCUACAGCCCUUCAUGUGGCUGCUGCCAAGGGCUACUCUGAAGUCCUCAGACUUUUAAUACAGGCUGGCUAUGAACUCAAUGUUCAGGAUUAUGAUGGCUGGACUCCCCUCCAUGCUGCUGCACACUGGGGAGUGAAGGAGGCUUGCUCCAUCCUGGCAGAAGCACUCUGUGACAUGGAUAUUCGAAACAAACUGGGCCAGACACCAUUUGAUGUGGCUGAUGAGGGUCUCGUGGAGCAUUUGGAGAUGCUCCAGAAGAAGCAGAAUGUGCUUCGAAGUGAAAAGGAGACACGGAAUAAACUCAUUGAGUCAGACCUGAACAGCAAGAUGCAGAGUGGGUUCUUUAAGAACAAAGAGAAGAUGCUCUAUGAGGAGGAGACACCUAAGUCUCAAGAAAUGGAGGAAGAGAACAAAGAAUCUAGUAGCUCCAGCUCAGAGGAGGAGGAAGGUGAAGAUGAAGCUUCUGAGUCAGAAACUGAGAAGGAGGCAGGUAAAAAGCCGGAAACCUUUGUCAACCAUUCCAACUCUGAAAGCAAGAGUAGCAUCACGGAGCAGAUACCAGCACCAGCUCAGAAUACCUUCUCUGCUUCUUCUGCUAGGAGGUUCUCUUCUGGCCUUUUUAACAAGCCAGAAGAGCCCAAAGAUGAAUCUCCUUCGUCAUGGAGAUUGGGACUGAGAAAAACUGGCAGCCACAACAUGCUGAGUGAGGUGGCCAAUUCCAGGGAACCUCUAAGGGACCGAGGCUCUUCCAUCUACCGUUCCUCUUCAAGCCCUCGGAUUUCUGCUCUACUAGACAACAAAGAUAAGGAGAGAGAAAACAAAAGCUAUAUUAGUUCACUAGCACCCCGGAAGCUCAACAGCACAAGUGAUAUUGAAGAAAAGGAGAACAGAGAAUCAGCUGUUAAUCUAGUGAGGAGUGGCUCCUAUACCCGGCAGCUAUGGAGGGAUGAAGCAAAGGGAAAUGAAACCCCACAGACAAUUGCCCCCUCCACCUAUGUAUCAACCUACUUGAAAAGUGCUUCAUUUGGUAGAAGUAGUGACCCCACAAGUCCCUACAUUUCAGCCAAUCGCAAUUCAUCUCCUGCUACCUCACCCAUUACCAUUGGUUCAUCUACCUCUCGGGGCAGCCAGUGGCAACCUGCCUCUUCUUGCCCUGCACCAAUCAGUGCAAACACUACUGCAUCUGUACAUCAUGGCAGGACUCCUCACAAAUCCCAGGCUGACUCGACAGCAGAGAAAACAGCAGACAAUGUCUCUUCUAGCACCCCACUCUGUGUGAUCACCAAUCGCCCUCUGCCUAGUACUGCCAAUGGGGUUACAGCUACUCCUGUACUCUCCAUUACUGGAACAGAUUCGUCUGUGGAAGCCAGGGAGAAGAGGAGGUCCUAUCUAACUCCUGUACGGGAUGAGGAAGCAGAGUCUUUACGGAAAGCACGCUCCAGACAAGCUCGGCAGACACGAAGGUCUACUCAAGGUGUCACCCUAACGGACCUUCAAGAAGCAGAAAGGACUUUCAGCCGGUCGAGGGCAGAGAGGCAAGCUCAGGAGCAGCCUCGUGAGAAGCCCACAGACACUGAAGGGCUUGAGAGGAGCCCUGAAAAGCAUGAGCCCUCAGCAGUUCCAGCAACAGAAGCUGGGGAGGGCCAGCAGCCCUGGGGCAGGAGUCUGGAUGAAGAGCCUAUCUGUCAUCGCCUGAGGUGCCCAACUCAGCCAGACAAACCCACCACGCCAGCAUCUCCUUCUACAUCAAGACCCUCACUCUACACCAGUUCCCACCUGCUACGGACAAAUAGAUUUUCAGUCCCUGAUUCUGAGAGUUCAAAGACUACCACAAAUACUACAACUGCAAAGGAAAUGGACAAAAUUGAGAAUCAAGAAGCAGAUUUGGAUGAGCAGUCCUCUGGGAGGCUGUCCGUCCGAGAGAGGAGGCGGCCCAAGGAACGACGAAGAGGUACAGGCAUCAAUUUCUGGACAAAGGAUGAGGAUGAAACUGAUGGCUCUGAAGAGGUCAAAGAAACAUGGCAUGAAAGACUUUCUAGGUUGGAAUCAGGAGGUAGUAAUCCUACAACCAGUGAUUCUUACGGUGACCGGGCUUCAGCAAGAGCCCGUCGGGAGGCCCGGGAGGCCCGUCUAGCCACCCUGACCAGUCGUGUAGAAGAAGACAGCAACAGAGAUUAUAAAAAACUCUAUGAGAGUGCUCUGACUGAAAACCAAAAACUGAAAACAAAACUUCAGGAAGCCCAGCUAGAGCUAGCAGAUAUAAAAUCCAAGCUUGAGAAGGUGACCCAGCAGAAACAAGAAAAGACCUCUGACCGAUCAUCAGUGCUGGAGAUGGAGAAACGGGAGAGGCGAGCCUUGGAGCGCAAAAUGUCAGAAAUGGAGGAAGAAAUGAAGGUGUUAACAGAACUGAAAUCCGACAACCAGAGGCUGAAAGAUGAAAAUGGUGCCCUCAUCAGAGUCAUCAGCAAACUGUCCAAAUAGGCUAGGCUCCAGAUUUAUGAGGAAACAAAGGGACAGUAUUUGCUGCCCCCACCCCUCUUUUCCAGUCCUUGCCUUCCAACCAAAAGAAAUGGAUGUUUUGGUGGAAGGACACUUCUUUCUAACACCCUCUUCAGUCACCUCUAUACACUCUACAUUUUCUCUGCACUUUCAAUGCCCUGUUCUUCCAAAACCCCUAUCCCAAGUUUUAUGACAGUUUUAAUUGAAGCAUGAUUGUGAUAAUUCGAGCCAUCUGGAGAAUGCUCUGGGGAGUACACUAGGCUCAGCUGUGGACCCCUGAACUUCCUGCUGCUCAGCUACUUUGUCCACAUUGGAUUUGGUCCAAACAUGUAAGGCUUCUACCCAAAUCAGUAUCCUUCAGCUUUUUACAUUGACCCAGUGUCCUCUGAUAUAAGUGAGUCUUGUGGUAGCCACUCCGGGAUCCUGAUUGGGGUGUCAAGAGAAACAGCAGGAUGUUGAAUCGAUCAUCAGAUGGCUUCUGGAGCUGUUAGCAUUCAAGGUGACAGUGACUGCAUUGAGGUGCUCUAUUCUUCUUCACCUCUCAGGAACUGACUUUUAUUUUUUCUAUCAACACCCAGUAAUCUCCCUAACUAGUUUUAACCUUUAUUCCUCCCUCAUACCUAGCCCUUUCUUCAAGGCUCAAAUGGCCCUGGCUUCAUAUAUUCCUUUCCUUUCUAUCCUUUUAUUUUUUUCCCUUCCCCACCCCCUCACUCAAUGGUAUAAAAGCUAGGACAGAGCACCUGACCUCAGUUGUCUUUGGCCCUUGUGGGGAAUCAUUAUUCUGGAGACAAGAAAAUCAUCACUCUGGUGCCUUGGUGGCAGCAUCACUGCCCCAAAAGCUAGACUAUGGCAUAAGUGUCAGCUCAUUGUUUUCAUCUCCCACUUCCCCCUUCAAAGUGAUUUUCUUUAUAAGAAAAUCUGGCUCUGAAUACCCCAUUCUGCCUCACGUCCUUGACCUUGUUUUCCUCUCUUCGCUCUGACACCUGCUUCUAAUGAGAAAUGAAGUCAGUGCAAGGAGGAAUGAGAGGUAGGGAGGGGAGAUUGUUGGGAGAUGGACUAGGAAGUGGAAGCAGGCUGGAAAGACACAUAUGGUGAAGGUCAAGUAUCUGAGGCCACUUGCAACAUUGUGGCAAAGAAGGUGGAAGAUAGCAGCCCACUGGGCUGUGAGAAUAGUGGUGGAUUUGAUUAUUUCCAGUGGUUAGAUUUAGCGGAGAGAUUUACUUUCUUGGAAAUUAAUAGGGGAAAUGGCACUUAAUAGAGGUUUAAUGGAAUGAAGUACUUUCAACCCAUUGAUGAGAGUCAUGGAAGUUUAGAGUGGCAAGGCCCAGAGGUCAUUAGGUCCAGCUUUCUAUUAUUGUGUCACAGGGACCCCUGCUACCACAGCUUUGACCCAUGGGCAUGGUCAGGUAGCCUCUGGUGGCUAUGCAUUUAUUACUCAAAAGUUGGGCAACUCUAAUCGAGAGAGUUUUUCCUGAUUAUCAGCUGAAGUCUGCCUGUGGAUUCUCCUUGUAGUCCAGAUCUACUAUCUGCAACUCUUUAACAACUCUUCAGAUAUGUGCAGUGGGUGGUCUCCCCCUCAGUCUUACUUUGAGCUGCUGUUACCCUAGUCCUUUCAGUCAUUCCUCAUAUGGCAUGCUUUUCUUUCCUGUCACAUCUUGGCCAUCCUCCUGUAGACAAAACUAGCCUUUAAAAUAUCAUGCCCAGGCCUGGAAAGAAUACUCUACAAAUCCAGUGCAAAAUUAAACCAUUAGUUCUUGAUGAGAGCCUAGCAUUAAUACUUACAGUAUUUUCCUUUUGUAGGAGCUUUAUCCCUUGGUUCACUUGAGUGUGCAAGUCAUUAAAUCCUCAUCAUUUUAGGGUUAGCAAUGAUAUUCAGUGUUUAGAGUGGUUCAUUCCCUUAACAUACACUACCUCUGUCUGUUGAUUCCUUUCCUGACAUGACGUGUAGCUGUCCAUGGCCCUCCCUCUGAAACAUCACAUGCUUUUUAAACUAGAAGCUGUAAUUCAAGAUCCCAAUUCCAUAACAGGAGAUAUGUUUCCUCUGACAAAACCCCAUUUUUAGAGUAUAUAAAAUUCUGUCUUCCAUUUCCAACCAUUUUUCAAGAGAAGCUGCUACUAUCUUGGGACUUUGGAUUAUCAUGGGAGUACUGUAAGUUCAGUUCUCAGGGAAUGCUAAAUUAGCGUAAUAAGUUUUAUAUCUUUCACCAUAAGCAUUUCCUUCAUUCUGGGAGAGGAAAUCAAUAUAAGGUGUUGACUUAUUGAUUAUCCUGGAACAUUUUGAGUAUUGGGGAAGGAAGAUGAUACUGCUUUCUCAAGAAAAGAAAAUUGGAUUAUUGGGAAUACAUCUUGACCCUUUUCCACUCAAUAGACCAGGGAAAGGGGUUACAGAGAGUCCCCUCAGAUCUGUUUGUGCCUUUCAAAAGCAUUGGGGGCAGAUUCUCAAAACUCUUAGAUUGGUGUUGCACCCCUGCCACUUCACAUGGCCCUUUCAUGUUAAAGCUGACUUUUCUUGCCAGAAAGUUUUCCUUGUGACAAGAAAUUUGCAAGCUUUUCAAUCUCAGGAAUACUGGAUUCUAUGGCCAGGAACUCAUGAAAGUAAGUGUAAACUGUCCUAGGUAAUUUCAGGUACUUUCUCUUAUGCAUUUAAUUUUAUUAGAUGAACUGAUUUCUGGUCUGUCUCCAGAAAUAAAAUACCAUUCCUUCACAACUCCAUUGUCUGGAAGCCCCAUGAGGUGGUAGUUAUAGGCCUUCUACUAGUCAGCAAUUCUCUCUGGAUACUGGCAUCAACAGGUCUCCCUUUUCUUGUGCUGCUUGGACAGGUACCUACCACUGGCCUCUUCAGUGGCCACAAUCCUCAGUCCUCACCUGCUGGUUUGGACACUCAUGAGCACCCCAGGCAGCUCAAGCUGAAGAAAUAGCUGCAGACUUGGCCAACAACAUGUGGCACAGGUUUAUCACUUAACUUAGAGUCUUCACAUGAAAUAUCAGAAUGGGAAAGAGAAUGUUCUUGGCACAACUCUGUUUUCAUUAAUUUGUUAUUUUUCAAAAACCGAGCCACACCUUUGAAAGUAAUGAUUUGGCCAUUCCAGAGAUUCUGUGGCUAAAGUUUGUUUUUCCAGGGCUGCUGAUCCCUUUCCAGAUAGCUCCAGAGUAUGAUGAUCCCUAGCCCCAUCCCAGUCUCUAGCAAAAGGGUUAUGCAAAUCUCAGGGUGUUGCCACUAAAGAAUCUAAAGAAUAGACUUGCUUUGGGCUUACUUAGUGCACCAGAUUCUCUAGUGGGCCAUUCUCAUUUGAUGUUCACUAGAACCUUCCUGUCUUCCAACUGCAGAAUGUGUUUGCUUCUCUUCUGGGUUUUCUGUGGUUUCUGUGCUAGUUCCCACCCCAAGUUUAAGAAGACUUAGAUUCAUGUAUUGCUAUCUGAGGCCACUAGUGAGAUUUCAGAUCACUGUUUUACAACAUUUUACCCAUUUCCCUUCCCCAAACCAUGUGCUUAUUAGAUGGUUCCACUCAGGAAGCAAGGAAGCUAAAACUCAACUUAAUAGUCUGUGGAUCCCAUGAAAGUGUGUGUGAACUACUGACCGUUUCUCCACUAGGGGCAUUUAAUUGAGCCAAAGAUGAUGGAAGAAGAAACUCUCAAAGCCAUGUACUUUGUUAGGUGUCUGGAUUUUUGGCCUCUUUGCAGCCUCUCCUAGCAACAGACAGACACUGUCUCAGAGAAAGGCCAGUGUUUCAGUCCAGGCCACUGGUGAGUGUCGGCACCCUUGAGGUGGGCAUGGAGUGAGCAGAAGAAGCCUGGAGAAGAGAGAACUAUUUAAAGUGUUGCCAGUUAUUCAGCUUCCAGGUGGCUUUGCACCUCCAAAGGUGCAAAGAGGAAAAAGAAAGCAGAAAGGAUUCAGCAUUUAAGCAAAAAGGAAAGGGAAAUUCUACUCUACCGGAUGAGCCACUGGUUCCACUGGAGCUUUUCAGUGAAGUAACACUGCAGGAGCCCUGAUAUCCUUCCCUCAGAGAUAUCAUCAGGGGCCCUCAAACCCCAUUGUUUAUGCCAGCACUGACCGCACUUUAAGGACACACUUAUCAAUCAGAGGUGGUGCAAUUGGCCUAUAUCUAGGCCCAGUUAUUAUUGCAGAUCUUAGUCACCAUACUCUGUUGCCCAGGCUGGAUUGCAGUGGUGUGAUCUCAGCUCACUGCAACCUCCACCUCCCAGGCUCAAGGGAUCCUUUCACCUCACCCUCCCGAGCAGCUAGGACCGCAGGUAUGCACCACCAUGCUCAGCUAAUUUUUGUAUUUUUUUUGUAGAGAUGGGGUUUUGCCAUGUUGCCCAGGCUGGUCUUGAACUGCUGGUCAAGCAAUCAACCUGGCUGGGCCUCCCAAAGUGAUAGGAUUACAGGAGUAAGGCACCAUGCCCAGCCCACCAUACAGAUUUUCAAGGCAGGGUCUAACCCCUCAUGUGAGUUCUUCUAACCCAAUAAGCAAGGCAGCUUUGAGGACAGAAAAAGGCAACAGAAAAAAGGUAAGACCCUAGAAGUCAGAAGAUCGUAUUCCAAGGCUACACCUUCCCCUUUUAGUCAUGUGACUUUGGGCAGGUCACCCUCCCUGUCUGUAAAAUGAGGUUGGACUGGAUAAUCUUUAUGUGCCCUUUCCUUUUGGCUUAAAAUUCUGUGAUUUAUUCAUUCUUAGGAAGAUCAGAACACUUACUGGGAUUUCUGCUUCAAAAAUUCUUUCUAAUCUCAAAAAUCCAAGUCCAAAAUUUUUUGUUUUCUUCUGGAUUUAAACUGUUUAACAUGAGCACAUCAAGGUUGACUUCUCAUCCUUGUUGGGAAGUGAAUUUAAUAUUGAGGGUAAUUGAAUGAUGUUGCAAUGGCUUUCCCUCCUGAUGGCUUGGUAAGAAUAUUAAAGCCUGCAGAGGUGGAAAUUGGAGCUCAUGGAGAAAUGGAUAGAAAGCAAUUUGUUGCAGGCAGCCUUUGGACAAGUUGUUUUAAUAGGAAAUAGACCUGCUGCUUCAUAGGUUCCCUCAACCACCUUUCCUCAGCUUUCUCAAAAUGUGGUCUACAUUGGCUCUUCACACCCAAAUAGCAGACUAAUAGUUCUUCUGCUUAGCACCAUCUGGUUCAUUGUCUUGAACUCUGCCUUACAGCAGCAAGAAAAUUUUCCUCGAUAAGAACUUCAAUCUUUAGUUCCAUUGAGCUGCCCCUCUGGAUUUUGGACUAUCAGAAGUAGGAGGUUCUGAUACCAUUCAAGAUGAUCUUUCCUUCAAAGCAGGUCUGAAGAGGAGACUACCAAAGCAGUAAGUGUUUACAAACCCAGAGUCCACACAACCACAUUGCAUGGAACAGCACUUGGCUUUCGCAAGCCUCCUACAGGACCUGGUGUAAUUGGAGUGAAAGGGCAGAGACCCUGGAAGUGGAGGUGGCUGUGUGCUGCGACGGGAAGAAGGCAGAAGGCCCAGGGGCUUUGGACAUAGAGCAGGGUGGAAGCUGCAACUACUGGGAAGGAGAGUUUCACAGAACCAAAGCUUUGGCACACAGAGAUGAGUUCUGUCUCACUGGUGACUUCAUCCCUCAGGCUCCAACUGAGCAGAGAUUUUAAUCAGCUUCCUUAAUGGGUAUUGACACUGCUCAGGAAGCAGUAGACCCUAUCAGGGACAGCUAUUGAUCUCUUGUGUUCUGAUUAGAUUGUAAAAUAGAUCAACUUCAACUUCAUUGUAGUCCAGGAACUGUUGGUCACAGCUAUUAGGAAUGAGGUGAUUUCUGAGGGCUGAGAAAAAACAGAAUCUUGACCAUCAGCCGGCAGCUGCAUGGUAAAAGAAGAUGCAUUCAUUUCUCCUUUGAGAGUUGGGGUUGAGGGCAAACAUAGAACCCAGGUUUGGCUUACAACCCAAUGUCCCGGAAGCCCUCCUUCGGGAGAACUGUAAGUAAGUGGUGGGUGUGUCUAAAGACAAUACCAUUAAUGAAUGUUUUUGGCCUUACCUAAAAAGGUUUAGCAGUUUAAGGAUAACUCUUGCAUCUAGCUUAUGUGUGUUCACAUGCACAUUUGCUAGCCCAGAGCUUUUAAAAUGAGGUCUGGCAGAUACUUGAUUACAAAUGAGAACUCAGAAACCAAUUUUAUCCAAGUAUAUUAUUAAAUUCUAUCUUUUGUUUUUCCCCCUCCCUUCUAAUCCCCCAAAGGACCUAUUUGAGCUGUUCCCCCAAUUCAUCUGCUUAUCAUUUUGGACUGUGAAUCUGCCAGAGUGAUAUUUUCUGUUAUUUCUCCUCCAAAUUUUUCCCUGAUGUUUCCAAUAAAGAUUUGCUUGGGUGGCCCCUUAAGGUGACAUCAGGAUGCUCUUAUGUCCUUCCAGAAUAAACAUACACUUCACUCCUCUCCCUCUCAUCUCCCUCCACAUUCUUAAUUCCUUGCUUUUCUCACUUGGAGCCGAGGGUGCUUUAGAGAGGUGGUUUUCCAUGAAUCAGCCAAGAUUCCUGGAGAAGUUGGAUAUACCAACUACCACCACCACCACCACUGUCCCCUCUUCCAGUUUCAAAGCUCCCUGGCUAUGCUAAUGUCACCUCAGAGAUGAGGUUUGACUUGUAGGCCUGUAUGACUCCUCCAUAGCCUGGCCAAGGAGACCAUGAGUAGCCAUAUCUGGUUUACUCUUUGUCCUGAGACUGUUUAUAGCUUAAAACAGAAGUGUGUCUUCCCAGCACAAACCUAAUCAGUGUAUCAGUGCAUCUGGUGGCAACAGCUCAGCCCAUUCAAAGAGCAAGGAUUCAGGAAAGGCACACUGAUGGUGGGGAGCCUCUUAAGAGCCGCUAAUGUUCUCCCAAAAUCAGAGUUGAGAGUCCCCUGGGCCCAUGUCCCUGAACAAGGGACAUGCUAGGGCCAGAAGUAGCUUGACUCUCGCCUAAUACCUGUGCCUUUGCCUGUCCUUUCUCCCACUCUACUGAAACCCGGAACCGAUUCCUGCUUGCCUUCUGAUGAAGAGAGGCCACGUAAAGAGAGUUUGGAGGAAAAAAGACCAGGAGGCAGGCUGCGGGGUAGGAGAAGGUUCAGAGAGGAUGCAGCAAUCCAGGAUACCUCCUUUUCUAGCUAGCAUCCCUUGAACUUUUGAAAGGUUGUGCCUACCACUGGCUGGCACACCAGGCAAUGAUUUCCCUGCAAAAGGAAGGAAUGUUUCACCCUUGCAUCCUUCUUGGUGAAGAUACGGCCUAUGCUCAGUUGAGUAGUUCACACUCAAGACUUUGGCUUUAUGGUUUUCCUUCCUUCUUGUCUUUGCCCUGACCUUGAUCAACAGGGGUGAAAAGAAUCACCCUGGUGUCUCCAUGCCUCUCCCAUUUUAGUGGUAGCAUUUUGUGUCUUUACUCCACCCUUCACCCUGUUUCCACCAAGGUUAACGCACCAGAUAUAACUGUUUUUCAGCUGAGUUGUAUGGAUUAACUUCAGUCCGCUGUAAAUACACCAGGGAUGGGGUGGGGUUGGGGGUGUUUAGGGAGAAGAAGCCAGACUUGGUGAACUGAAUGUAUUUUUAUGCAAUUUUGAGUGGCCUUUCAACCCUAAGAUGAACGGUUUUGUUUUACUGGUUGUUAUUAUAUAGUAUUGCGUAUUCUGUGUUUCAAAGUUUGGGAAUAAUAAUAUUCACAUCUAUAUGAUGCCUGUAAACACAACAGUAUUUAUAAAUGAGUAAAUAAAACUGUGUUUUAACUUUG
Molecule: messenger RNA, 10980 nt
Organism: Piliocolobus tephrosceles (Ugandan red Colobus)
Lineage: Eukaryota; Metazoa; Chordata; Mammalia; Primates; Cercopithecidae
Gene: PPP1R12B
Product: protein phosphatase 1 regulatory subunit 12B
Exons: 25
Coding region: 153-3284 (1043 amino acids)
Biological process (GO): signal transduction
Cellular component (GO): Z disc; cytoplasm; A band
Molecular function (GO): phosphatase regulator activity; enzyme inhibitor activity; protein kinase binding
Source: RefSeq, a predicted model, not a curated record